Molecule: messenger RNA, 2287 nt
Organism: Ylistrum balloti
Lineage: Eukaryota; Metazoa; Mollusca; Bivalvia; Pectinida; Pectinidae
Product: torsin-1A-like
Exons: 7
Coding region: 57-1154 (365 amino acids)
Molecular function (GO): ATP binding; ATP hydrolysis activity
Source: RefSeq, a predicted model, not a curated record
AGAGGAUGACGAUAGAACAGUCGUGUGUAGCAGCGUAAGAUAUUCAAGUGUUCAGUAUGGCAGUAAUAUCCUUCCAGUGUGAUAAUGUUUUAUGGUGGCUUAGCCUAAUCCUGACAGUACAAAGUGCCACCUGUCUGGAACCAGUAUCCUUUUUCACUGCCGUGGGGGCUGGAAUCUCUGCCACAUUCUUAGCUGCUUACAACCCUGUCAAAUGUCGGUUCUUCUCUGAAUGCUGCGUUGAUCGCCACAUAAUGUUGAAUGAGACAGCCCUGAAGUUGUCCUUGGACUCACAAGUGUAUGGUCAGCACCUAAGUAAAUUGGCAGUGAUCAAUCACUUACGUGCCCAUACCCGUUCAGCCAACCCGAGUAAAGCCCUGGCAAUCUCCUUCCACGGGGGUACAGGAACUGGCAAAAACUUUGUCAGCAAGAUCAUAGCUGAGAGUAUUUACAGGAAAGGCAUGAAAAGUAAAUAUGUGCAUCUGAUAUCUGCAACAAAGGAGUUCCCACACAAGGAGAUGGUGCCUCUGUAUAAGGACAAGUUGAAGGAGUUGAUUGAAUCAAGUGUGGAUAAAUGUGAGCGGUCAAUGUUCAUAUUUGAUGAAGUAAUACAUCAUUUUAGAAGGAGAGAAGAUAAGUGUCUUUCUGUGGGUUUAGGAGUGCUAGAAUACAAAUAUAUAUAUCUCUUGUUAUAUGAGUUCUCGAAUUACAAUCAUUUUAGAAGGAGUGUGUUUUUGUUCCACAGUAACACAGCUGGUAAGGCCAUACUGACUAAGACACUUGAUCAUUGGAAGGAGGGACGAUCACGGGAAGAACUCACCUUGAUGGACAUGGAGAAAUUGAUAACCCAGGCAGCUGUAAACACUAAAAACAGUGGAUUAUGGCACAGCGAGCUGCUCCUGUCUCACAUGAUCUCUGCUCAUCUUCCCUUUCUACCGAUGGAGCGUAAACAUGUUAGGCAGUGUAUAAAAGACAGUCUCAUCUCCAAGAAAUAUUACCGUAAUUAUGAUGAUAUUGAGGACAGAAUUGUGAGAGAAAUUGCUGAUCAAUUACCAUACUUUCCCGAAGAUGAGAAAAUGUUUUCUGUGACAGGUUGUAAGCGAGUACCAGAGAAAGUGGACUUUAUUAUGGCAGGAUAUGAGAGUAGUUUACUAUAAAGCUGGAAUGAAAUUUCAAUUUCAGCUGUAAUAUGUUGUGAAUGAUACUUUAGAUGUUGCCGAUGGAUAUUUGAUAUAUGCUAUUUUUAACUGAUCUCUGACAUGACUAGUGCUGUUGGCAUCAAUUCAACAGAAAAGCUUCCAUUUAAUUGAUUUCCUGAUGUUCAUCAUAAAUAUAUGUACAUUGUAUACCAGACUAAACUUUUUUAUGCAGCUAUCUGAGGUUAAGCCUAGUGUAAAAUAGCUGUUGUGUGCAGCCAUUAGUCAUUUGUAUUAUCUGCUCAGCAUUUACAUUUUUUCUUAAAUAUAAGUCAAAUUCAGUAGAAAGUUUCUACGAACCGUGAUAAGCUAGUAUUGUGACUUAUAUUAUUGACCACGGCCUUGUGACCUUUGGCCUCACCGACUCUGUGGUCUUAUUGACCUUUGACCUCAGCGACCUUGUGACCUUUGGCCACAGUGACCCUGGGACCUUUGGCCUCAGUGACCCUGUGGUCUUAUUGACCUUUGGCCUCAAUGACCCUGUGGUCUUAUUGACCUUUGACCUCAAUGUCCCUGUGGUCUUAGUGAUCUGUGGCCUCAGUGACCUGAUGGGCAGAGAUAGAAAAAAGAGGCCAUACAUCUUCAUGUGGAUUUGAGAUUGUUCAUUAAGAACAUUCCUUAUUUCCAUCAAAUGGAAAUCUUUGAUAUUUAUUUAUGUGUAUUGUUUGGUAGUUAAGUGAAAUACAUGCUGAUCUCAAGGAAUGUUUAAAUAAAGGUUUAAAACUCAUCAAUGUUCCAGAAUGAAAACCCUGAAGUAUGAUGUAUGUAGGAUUUAUCAAAUGUGAAUCCAUUGUGAUGGAACUUGGCAUGAUAGACAUAAAGAUAUGAGAGAGCCCACAAAGAUCAUAUAUCAACUUUGACGUUGGUUAUCUUUUUCUACACAUAUUGUUUGUGAUAUCACAUCAAUUUGGUAUCGCCUCAGCACAUGAGAAUCACAGAGGAAAAUCACAGCUGAAGUCACCUAGAUAACUUACUCAUUUGCUGUAUCAAACAAGCUUUAUUUGUUAGUGCUUUUCAUGGUGCUUUAAAUGUAAUCAACAAUGAGAUUCAUUCUGCUGUAGAUUAUGUUCAGUAUAAUGUUACUACUGUUUAGC